Messenger RNA from Chironomus riparius, 2539 nucleotides. Lineage: Eukaryota; Metazoa; Arthropoda; Insecta; Diptera; Chironomidae. The record is from the annotation of a GenBank genome assembly.
UUUCUAAUUUUUGACACGACACGCGAAAAAAGUGAAAAAAAAAAACUUGAGUCGGAAAAAGAUUAAUUAACAGGAGAAAUGAGUGAAAAUGUAAUCCCAAUUUCGAAGACUCCGAGUCAAGAGAAGGUGGCUUUUCUGCCAGGCAAGCUGGAUUGGAACGAAAAUGGAUGGGGACCUUGUGAAGUACCAGAAGCAUUUAAGGAUAUGCCAUACCAGCCAUUCAGUAAGAGUGAUCGUUUGGGAAAGGUUAGCGAUUGGGCUGGAACUGCACAGACUGAUAAAAAAUAUUCGAACAAAUAUCAAUCACAAUUUGGAUCCGGCGGCAGUCAAUAUUCAUAUUAUCAUGAUGAAGACGAAACUACUUUCCAUCUUGUUGAUUCAGCACGAAUCCAAAAGCCUCCUCAUCAACGCGGUCGCUUCCGUGGAAAUCAAAGAGGAAAUCGUGGAAAAUAUUCCAGCAAUCGUGGUGUACGCGGAGGCGUACAAGUUGGGAGUAUGACAUCAUUAGGAAAGAGCGUUAAGACACGAGAUCAACGUCGUGGAAAUACAAGAAAAUGGGGAAUGCGAGGACAUCCACAAAAGAUUCGUGAUGCAUCAGUUACUGUUCGUCCAGAUUGGGCUGCUAUUGAAGAUAUGGACUUUCCACGUUUGCAGAAAUUAUCAUUGCCUGGAAUUAAGGAAGGUGAUGAUAUUGCCUGUUAUGGUACUCUAGAAUACUACGAUAAAACAUACGAUCGUGUCAACAUUAAGAAUGAGCGUGCAUUGCAAGGAGUUGAUAGAAUAUUCCAUAAGGUUACAACAACUGAUGAUCCAGUCAUUAGAAAGUUAUCAAAGACGAGAGGAAAUGUUUAUGCUACGGAUUCAAUUUUAGCAACAAUUAUGUGCUGUACAAGAUCAAAUUAUAGCUGGGAUGUUGUUAUUGAGAAGUUUGGCGAUAAGCUGUUUAUGGAUAAACGUGACAAUACUGAAUUUGAUUUGUUGACUGUUAAUGAGACAGCUGUAGAGCCGCCAACAGACGAUGGAAAUAACUUGAACUCGCCAAGAAAUCUCGCAAUUGAAGCAACAUUCAUAAAUCACAAUUUCAGUCAGCAAGUAUUGAAAGGUGGAGCAACUGAACAGAAAUACAAGUUUGAUAACUCAAAUCCAUUCUUGGAUGAUGAAGAAGGUGAAGUUGCAUCUGUUGGAUAUAGAUAUCGUGCAUGGAACUUGAAUAAUGGAAUUGAAUUGAUUGCUAGAUGUGAACAUGAUGCAGUCAUGAUCUCUCCAACGGGCGAGACACAAUUUAUUACGAUUAAGGCACUAAAUGAAUGGGAUUCAAAGUUGGCUAAUGGAGUUGAUUGGCGUCAAAAGCUUGAUACACAACGCGGUGCCGUUCUUGCUAAUGAAUUAAGAAAUAAUGCUUGUAAAUUGGCAAAAUGGACUGUCCAAGCAUUAUUGGCUGGAUCUGAUCAAAUUAAAUUCGGCUAUGUUUCUCGUGCUCACGUCCGCGAUUCCUCCAAGCACGUCAUUUUAGGAACACAACAAUUUAAGCCACAUGAAUUUGCAACUCAAAUUAAUCUUAGUAUGGAUAAUGCUUGGGGUAUUUUGAGAUGCAUCGUUGACAUUUGCAUGAAACAAAAGGACGGCAAAUAUUUGAUCAUGAAAGAUCCAAAUAAGCCAGUCAUUCGACUCUAUGACAUCCCAGAUAAUACUUUUGAUUCCGAUGAGAGUGAUGAUAGCAGCGAAGAAACUCCAUUCAAACCUUUAUAUAAUUAUCAAGCAGGAACAACUGGAAGUAACGCAAAAGAAUCCAAGAAGUAAAGUAAGUUGAUUUGAACGGUUUUUGUAGAAUUUGAAUUUUUAACGGUUUUGUAAAAUUUGAAAAUUCAACUGUUUUUUUAAAUUAUAAACUACCGUUAAAAAUCAUCUUACAAUUUUGGGAUUUAAAGGAUUUAAAGUAAAAAUCGAACUAAAUUUCUAGUUUAAGCAUAAUUAAUGAUAUAUAAAAAAAUUUCACCACUUUUAUAUUAAACUUAUUAUUGGAUACAUAAAUAAAGUAAUGUUGCAGAAAUAUGUUGGUGGCUUGAUAUCUUUGACAUCGUAUUUAUCACCACUAAACAGCAGAUCUUAGCUUUUUGACUUGAUAAUAAACAGUUCCUUAUUGUUACUUGUCAUUUCACUUUUCAGGUAUGACACAAAUUCCUCUUCUUCUCCAAUUAAUUUUGGCUUAUCCAGUUUAGAAUCUAGAUUAUAAUACUUGUCAUUGACCUUCCUUAAUGAUAUCCAGUGCCUACUUUUGAUCAACGGUAUUGUGAUAAAGCCAAAUGUGUAGUCUGUAGGCAAGUUCAUGAUAUAUCCAUAAGAUUCAUCUAUUUGUAUCGAUUCCUUUGUAAUCUCACGUCUUUUAUCAUACCAUAUUACUGUUAAGUCUUUUGACUCUAGUGCCUUUAUGAUUGAAUUUAUAUCGUAGUUUCCAAUUCCGAGUACUGAUUUAUGUGGAUUAAUGUAAUUGCUUGAUAAUUCGCUGCAUAUCACAUCAAACUGCUGUUUUGUGAAUGAC